CUUAAUAAUUUGUAGAACUGCUACUUUCUCUAGCAUCACAUUUUUCUUUCUUCAAAAUGCUAAUGACGCGCGUGUUUUUCAAGUGAUGUUCAAAUUUGGACAGCGAUAGCCAAAUACAUGGCGCGUUUAUCCGCCCGUCGAAUCCGUCCGCGGGAUUCGUCUCCGAGGAACACUCGUCCCGUCGAGAGCGGACGGCCGCGAGAUAGUUAAUAGUAGUAGUAGACGGACUCGGUGGAGGAGUCUCCUCUCGAGUUUCACCGACUUACUUAGGAGCGCGCGCGGAGAAAAGCGGCGUCAGUUCGCAGGGGCGAUUUGCCGCGAGAGCGCAGAGAGCGCGAAAGUUUCCUACCGCGUCACAAACGAGCGAGAUCGCGACUCCGGCACUCUUUCGCCAGAUCGGAAAAUGGAGAACGCAUCCGCCGAUCGCGAGGUACCCGCGUGGUAAUCGGCAAGCCCGCUUCUUUGAUUCGGAAAUAAAAAAAAAAAAUAGAGCGAGAGGGUUAGCAAAGGAUGCGAGACAGCGGAGAGUGAAGAUAAGGCAGCACUUGGCAGAGUUCAGAGUUUGUUUUGUCAAGAUUGAAUUAAAGUGAUAAAUAAAUAAUGGAUUAAAAAAUUGACAAUCUAGCUGACUGGAUUGAUGAUCAAAUAUUUUGGUGUGCCACAAACGCGGUGCAAAACGAGUAGAAAAUCACGGUAUCGUUCUGUCAAUGUGUGAUUCCGCAAAUUUCGGUAAGCCACACUCGUCUGCAUGGUUUUGGGGGAGAUCUUGAGUUUGUGCAACCGGAAGAACGCGAUUUUCGUUAUUCUGUGCGCCGCGGUCAUUUACGUGCAUCUCAUCGCGGGGAACGAGGAGGUGAAGUGCCGCGGAAGAGGGUCGCGGUGCCGCGAGGACGAGGAGGCGUCGAGAUUGCUGAUCGCGCUGCAACUAUGCGGAAGGCGAUCGCCGUGCUUGCGCUGAUCGCGUUCGCGUGUGACAUCUCGCGCGACGUUCUGGUCCACGGCAAACCCGCCAGGAAGCCGGAAGCUGCGGGACGAAAUGACGGCUACGAGUAUCAGACGGAGCUGCACGGACAGUUCGACGACGUGGAAAUGUCGCGAAGGAUCGCGGAGGACCGCGAGCGGUCAGGUGAGCCCGUAGGCAAGUGGAGGAGUAACGGCGAGGCACUCGAGCCGAAGUGGCGCGACGGUGAUUCCGUGCCGCUGCUGCCGUUCUCUCACUACCGGUCCUACUCGAGGGACGCGGUCGACGAUGUCGAGGACUUCCCCGCGACGAGUCGGCGACCGCUCAAGCAUCGCUACUCGCCUAAUCGGCCGAAUCGCCCGCGAGAGAAUCCGGGCGGACAAGCAGCUGCCGCGGACGACUACGAUUACGAGGCGGCGGCGUACCUGCGGAGCCGCGACUACGGCAAUCCGGACGAAAAUUAUGCGCGCAGGAGACGUCGUCCGUCGAAGACGCCCCGCGAGGAGACGAUCGAGAGCGCGGCGAGCAGCGACGGAAUGCGCGAUCGCGACCGCGCGAGCGACACGCUGAACGACGAGGUGACGUCGCGGUAUCGCGAGGCCUUCCAGGCGCGUCCCGACGAAUACGAGCACGAGUUCAACGACGAGGAGUACCUGCGGCCGCGCCCGCGCAAGAGAAGGCCACCGCAGAACUACGAGUUCGCUCUGGCGAACGAAGCCUCCGACGAAGAGAACGAGGAACCGAGAGACCCCGCGAAACUUGCGUCGCAAAGGCAGAGCGAGGACCCGCCGACGACGACGCAGUCGUCCGACGACGGCGAGCGGAAGAACGCGCUCGAGCUGAAGUCGCUGCUGAAGAUGCAGCAGCAGGAGGGCCUGAGCCUGUUGGAGAUCCUGCAGCGCAAGAAUCUCACCCUGAGCGACCUGCUGAAGGGCAAAGCCGACGUGAUCAACGCGCUCAAGUCGCGGAUGGCCGACGAGUCCGACGAAUACGUCGAGGAGAUGUCGAGGGUGAUGUCGAACUCGCUGAUGAAGCUCGCCGCGACGGCGACGCUGCCCUGGAGACCCGCGCAACAAACGUCCACGGCGCCCGGAAGCACCACGGCAAGAACAGUGGCGACUUCGAGCGGUCCGGACAACUCGAUCUUUAAAACGACGGCUGUCCUGCGGAACACGUCCGAGAGUUACGACGAGAUUUCCGCGAACGACGCGGCUAACGUGAAAGAUGAGCCGAAGAAUGUCGAAAGGAGGACGCAAUCGGCGCGCGAUUUCCCGCGGCUGCGCGCGACCACUCCUGCGAUCGUCACGACGGUGACGAUUACGACACCGGCGUCGCCGCCGGACGCGAUGAGCUCCGUGGAGUAUCUGUCGAACGACGACGGCAACGCCGAGUCGACGGGCGACCGCGCGACGAAGCUCGGCGCUCUCGACGAGGACGAGAUCAUGGAGUUCUCGGACUUCACGGACUUCACGAAGAAGGGCAAGAGCCCGACGGCGUCGAGCUGGUCGGAGGAGCCGCCGGGCGAAACGGUCGGCCCGCGCGACACCGAGUCCACUCUCAGCAUCGAGCGGAUCCUCAAUCCCACGGUGCGGGUCGAGCUGACGAAAGACCGUGAGAACGCUGAAGGAGCGAACGGAAAGGUCAUUCGGAAUGGCGAUCGAUCGGUUCCCACCGGCGAGCCCUCCGCGGAGGAUUACAACGGCUUCGUCGAGGCCGAGUAUCAGAACGACGCUCCUCCGGUCGACCAUCCCGCGGACGACGCUGGACGCGACGCGAUGGCGGCCGACUCGAGAGCGAGCGAGAGCCACGCGAGCUCGGCUGACGAUAGAAAGGAGAUGCCGCGCGAGAAAAAUCACUCGAGCGAGUAUCAUCGGGUGGAGCAAUCGGCGAGGGAGAAGCCGCGAAGCCGCGAGGAGCACGCGAGCAGCAGCAGCAGCAGACGCUACGAGGACGUCGUCUCCGAGAUCGAGCCGGAGGCGCGCGCGGAGAUCUUCGAGCUGUUCGCGUCCGGCUCGGCCGGCAGGCGGCUGGAGCGGCUGCUGAAAUCGCGGAACAUGAGCGUGGAGGAGCUGAUCGCGCUGCGCCAGCGCGGCUCCAGCAGGGUGCAUUUGACGGAGGUGUCGCGGCUCAAAGCGUCCAGAAAUCCGCCGAUCUUGGAAGCCUCAAAUACGAACAAGGGUGAAGUACCGUUCCCGAAGGACUCUCACGAGCAUUUCGGCGCGCGUAUAAAAGCCCUGGAGAAGGAUAGCGCGAAGCAGGAAGUGGAAAGGCCGACGAAUCAGUUCAGGGACAUCAUGAGCUACCUGCACAAUCCGUUCCUCGACAAGGACGAGGCAAAUAUAUCGCGACUCCUCGACCUCGCUGAGCGCGACAGGGACGCGUCGAUCGGCACGGCGUCCUCUGAAAAUAAGUACAGGCCGGAAAAUUCCGAUCGAACGAUCGUCAAUUUGCUGACGCCGUUCGGCGCGUUCGCGAAGGACCUGCAACAGCAGUUCGAGACCGAGGAGGAGAUGAAAAGCGAGGAGUCAAAGGCGAGCCUUCCGACCGGCGACGACAACACGAGCACGAUGCUGAUCGGGGAGAGGAAGACCGUUCCGCCGGAAGACCGCUCCAGCGAGCUUCGCGCCGGCUACGUGGAGGAGAUUGCGAGAGAGGCGCCGACCACGAUCGAGAUAAGAACGAUUGGCGACGAGACGGCGAGCCGCGCGGACGCCGAGGACGAGCGGAAGGCGCUGUCGAGGAUGAGGCCGAGCAUAAUAGCGAGCGGCGCGAUACUGGGCGUGACGGUCGUCGUGUUCCUCGCGAUCUUCAUCGUCUGCCGGAUCCGGCAGAAGCAGCGUUACACGUACAGGAACACAUUCUCGCGCGCGGUCUUCCAGGGCCCGGUGAUGGCGGCGAGGAAGCUGUCCAACUCGAGCAGCCUGAGCACCGUGAUGGUGAACGUCGUCGCGACGUCGACGGCGAAGAGACCCGAGCGCAUGGAGACGCAGGAGGUCGCGGAGGAGUUUGACGGCAAGUGCGACAUGGACAAUGACUCGCUGGACGCGAACGACAGCUGGGAGACGAUACCCGAUUACGCGAAAUAACUACGCGCAAUCGUACGAUUAGCCUAUCAGUCGCGGUCAAGUUGAUGCAAAAGAUUCGUUUCGAGAUCGUAUUUUAAUCGCGCUAAUUUUGUUCGGCAAUUUUCACUUCCAACGAAAUAUCCCCUUUCCGUCAAUCGCUCUUUAGUCGUCUUGAAAUAUAUUCGACAUUUAAAAUCAAGAGACACGGUAGUGUCUCGCGCCAAGUUCACGCGCAGCG
Messenger RNA from Linepithema humile (Argentine ant), 4264 nucleotides. RefSeq lists its product as uncharacterized. The record is from RefSeq and is a predicted model, not a curated record. NCBI's taxonomy places the organism in Eukaryota, Metazoa, Arthropoda, Insecta, Hymenoptera, Formicidae.